CAGCAAGAACAUCGCAUCACGUCUACAUCACAUCUACAGCACAUUACAGCACCUUCCGCCAUCGUCACGGACUGAUCAUCGAAUCGAACCGAACAACACUUUGCACCAACAGCAUGGGUGGAGAAACCGUUCCCGUGUCAGCAGCCACUGCUGAAGCGCCAGCGCCGCUGCAGUUGGAUGUGCGCCCGUUGUGGCAAUACGCCGAGAUCGGGGCGCGUGAGUCGAGCGCCUACAUCAGCUGCCGCCUGACCGCCCCUGAUUUUGAGCCGGUGGAGCGACCUGCCAUCGAUUUGGUGGCCGUCAUUGAUGUGUCCGGCUCGAUGGCCGGGCAAAAGCUCAAGAUGGUUCAGAGCACACUCGAGUUUCUCAUGCGCAACCUCAAGGACACUGAUCGUUUUGCACUCGUGACCUUUGACUCUGAUGUGAAAACCGUCUUUGACCUGCGGCCCAUGACCACGGCUCACAAGGAGGCUUGCCUGGCCGAUGUCCAGAAGCUGCGGGCUGGCUCCUGCACCAACCUCAGUGGCGGCCUGUUCCGCGGCGUCGAGCUCAUGCAGCAACGCGGGGCCACCAAGGGAGCCGUCAGCUCGAUCCUGCUCAUGACUGACGGUAUUGCCAACGAGGGCGUCCGCGACAAGGACGACAUGUGCCGGGCGUUGCGCGGCCUGAUGGGCCCGGCCCCCGACUAUACCAUCUACACCUUUGGCUACGGCAAGGACCACAACGAGAACAUGCUGCGCCAGCUCUCGGAAACCGGCAAUGGCAUGUACUACUUUAUUGAGAGCAACGACAUUAUUCCGGAGAGCUUUGGCGACUGCCUGGGCGGCCUCCUCUCCGUCUUUGCCCAGAACAUUGAGGUCAAGCUGUCGGCCGUGCACCCAGAGGCCACCAUCAAGCGCGUCUGCAUGCAGCGCGCCGCCACUCUGGCUGAUGAUCGCCGCACUGCCACUUUCACCAUCGGCGACAUUCAGUCGGAAGAGGUCAAGGAGGUGCUUUUCGAGGUCAAUCUGCCCUUGGUGGAACUGCACGACGCCGUGGCCGAGGCUGGCACGGCCACGGCCUACUUUCGCGCCGAUGUCUCCUACCUCAACCUCUCCUCCAGCUCCUUUGAGAAGCAUGCAGCGACGUUCUCCACCGCUCGUCCCGCGGAGGUUCCUGCCGUCCGCGAAGCCAACGAGGCAGUGACAGACGCCAUCGCCCGCUUUGUGGCUGUCGAUGGCAUGGAGGAAGCGCGCCGCUUGGCCGAGGCUGGCAAGUUUGAUGCCGUGCGCGAGCGCUUGCAGGACGUGCGCGGCUUUGUGAGCGCCAACAAGUCGGCGCAGGCUUGCAAUCUCGUGGCGGAUCUCGAUGACAUGCUGGUGGCCACGGCCUCACGCGAACAGUACCAGCAGCAGGGCCGCUACGAGAUGGUCAGCCAGGCUCAAGCCUACUCCAACAUGCGCUCCAACCGUGUCUGGGCCAACGACGAAACGCGUGAGCGUUUUGCCACCAAGAAGAAGGGCAUGCUGCGCCGUGCCGCCAAGGCAUAA
Messenger RNA from Monosiga brevicollis MX1, 1529 nucleotides. RefSeq lists its product as uncharacterized. Lineage: Eukaryota; Choanoflagellata; Craspedida; Salpingoecidae. The record is from RefSeq and is a predicted model, not a curated record. The transcript has a single exon. The coding region runs from base 114 to 1529 and encodes 471 amino acids.